CCACAGAUCUGAACGACAGUCGUUUUGGGGAUUUCUGGAGACUGAGCUUCAACCUAAAAUCCUGGGCAGCAUAGAGGAUAAUGGGCUGGAUUUUUCAAAAUGUCGUGGGCAGGGGUAUGAUGGAGCUGCUAACAUGUGCUGGGUCUAUUCGGGUGUGCAGGCCAGAAUAUCUGAAAAAUAACCGCUUGCUGUUUAUAUGCAUUGUGCAGCGCACAAUCUUAACCGGGCUCUCAACGACUCUGUCAAAAAUGUGCCAGAGAUUAAACAGUUUUAUAAUACUGUUAAACACCUUCUUCGGGCAUAGCAUAGAGAGAUGGUCAAUGUUGAGUGGUAUAUUUUGAUUUUGCAUCAGAAAAAGAAAAUGUAACUCUAAAAGGACUGUGUCCCCCCCGCUGGUCAUCUAGAUAGGAGUCCCUUGCCGCCCUGAGAUACAGAUAUGUGGACGUAAUGAAGGACCUCACCAACAUUGUGCUUUUAAGUGACAAGAAGGACGAGAUGGAUGAUGCAGCAGCACGGAAAAAGAAAAUAUAAUAAAACAUUAAAAAAUUAAAUCGUUCUGCAGACUUAGGUUUUAGAAAAUGGGAACGUCGUCUCCAAAAUGCUCCGUAUUCCAACAGGAUUUUGAGAAGGCCAAAGUCACUGCCGACAAAAUGGGCAGGCACAGAACGCAUUUGAAGACACUUCCGGAGAAGGAAGGCGAGGCGUCAUUUUGAUGAGCUAUGCGAGGACGAGCGACUGUCUGCUGGGGAGAGUAGUUUUAGAGUUAACGUCUUUAAUGCCAACCUUGACAUCGUUAUUCACCAGCUGUCAAACAGAUUUAAAAGUCUACCCUGGCCAACGCAGAUGAUGAUGCGCUCUGCGAGACCGCUAAGCGGCUGGCUGAACAUUACAGCAAAGAUAUAUCAGCUAGCUUCCCUGGCCAAUUACUCUCUUUCAGGGCCUGUUUUAAGAAGGACAUAGCAAAGCACAUUACAAUGGGAGACAUGGCCAAGAUGCUCAUUGUGGAUUACAAUUCAGUCACUGCUACAUUUGGGGAAGUAGUUACAUACAUGCUAAUUUUUAUGACGGCCUAUAACUGUAGCCAGUGCUGAGCGCUGGACUAGUAACCGAAAGGUUGCAAGUUCAAAUCCCCCAGCUGACAAGGUACAAAUCUGUCGUUCUGCCCCUGAACAGGCAGUUAACCCACUGUUCCUAGGCUGUCAUUGAAAAUAAGAAUUUGUUCUUAACUGACUUGCCUAGUUAAAUAAAGGUAAAAUAAAAAAUACCUGAGGAGCAGCAUGGGGCAGGAGAGACAACACACUGUUGGCCAUUCUGUCCAUUAAAAACACCAGGGCCAGGACCAUGGAUUUGAAUGCCAUAGUCAACGACUUCGCAGAGUCCGUUGAAUGCCAAUCAAAUGAAAGGUUCACAUGGAAAUCGCCCAGUUUGAGAAGAACAGGAAGAAGUUGUCACCUGCUGGCGGCUUUGGCACCUCUUCUUUGAGUGCCCAGCAGAUGUCCGCUUUCCACAGUGAGGCCCCCAGAAGCCAUGGCUCCCAGUUGCAGAGGCCUGAGGAGCUGGCUCAGGCCAACAGCGAGUACAUCCAGAAAAUCCGCCAGAGGCUGGAGGAGGAUGCAACAGCUCGUCAGCAGAGGGAGAAACGCCGCCGUCGCGUCCUAGUGGAACAACUGAAAGCCCACGAGGCCCAAGAGGAGGCCCUUCGAGAGGAGCAGCUGGUGGAGCGUCUGACCCGUCAGUCCCAGCUGGAGAGACGCCUGGCCGUCCAGCUCAUGCAGCUCCGCCAGCAGAAGGACAUUCUCCGACAGAACCGAGUGUUCCGCGAGAGACAGUACCAAGAGCAACGGCUGAGGGAUUUCCAAGAGGCCUUGGAGAGGGAGGCGGCUCUAGCACGCCAGGCCAGUUUGGAUCAUGCCGAGGAAACUCGGAAGGAGAUUGAGGUACAUGACAGGAUAGCGACGGAGCGCGCCCAGGCUCGCUACAGGAAGCACUCUGACAGCUGCCGAGAAAUACUGGAGCAGAUAGUGGACCUGGCCACGAAAGCUGGAGAGUACCGCCUCCUCACUGGAAAUCUUAUCCCUGGGAAGUUGAUGCGGGAAUGGAAGGAGCUCAUGUUUUGCGGGAAGCCCCUGUAUGACAGUGGCAGUCUGGAGGAGCUACCUGCCGACCCCACCCCAGAGCAGUUCAUUGAGGUUGAGAAACAGGAGAUCCUUAACAACCAGGACUAUGAUGAGUAUAUGAGCAUGACUGGUGAGUGGACCUGGCCAGAGGAGGGGGAGACAAAGCCCCCCCCAUCCAACAACAAUAUCCUGGGACAUGUGGUGCUCCGCCUGCAGACUAUUGUGAACCCCCCAAAACCAGACACCCUUCCUCCCUUCUUUCCUCGGUUCACACUGAAAGCCUGUGUGCUAGGGAAGCUUUUCUCCGGGAAGACCACAUGCUUAACCAGGAUUGCCAAAGUCCAUCACAUCCACAUCCUGUCAGCUAAUGUUCUGAUCCAGGAGGCUCUGGCUGCACAUCAGCUUGGAAAGCUUGGGCGUGAGAGCCCAGAGAGCUGUGAAACAUUGGCCACUAAAGACAUCGACCAGGUGGAGAUGGAUACUGAGAUGGAGGAGGAGUCGUCACAGGGUUCAGGCCCACUCGCUCAGGAGCCUCAGCAGCAAGGAGCCAAGACAAAACCCAAGGCAAGUACACUCUCUGUGAGGGCCCAGCAUGGAGCAGCAGUGGAAAAGUUUCUCAGAAAAGGGAGAUCCGUCCCAGACGAGCUCCUUGUGGACAUUGCAGUCGAAGCUAUCAGGGCAAUCCCAGCAGACUCCGGCUGGAUUCUGGACGGCUUCCCGGUCGAUCUGACCCAGGCCAAGCUUCUGGAGAAGGCCCUGGGGGGCUCGGACACUGGGAAGGAGAGGAAGAGAAGGAACAAGCGGUCCAACUUGUCUGUGGAUAGCAACGCGCCUAAGGAGCCCCCUCCUCCCUCUCCUGUGCUGGACCUAGCUCUGCUGCUUGACGUGUCUGAUGACCACGUUUUGGACAGGGCGGCCAAGCAGGCCUAUGAGGAGGAGAGCUCUGACCUGGCCGGGGCUGGUGAGGAGAGCUGUGCCCCUGCUAGAGAGCACAAUGUUGUCAUCGCCAGGGACAAGAGCCUGGAGAAGAGACAGAUCCAGCACAGGAUCACAGCCUUCCAGGAUACCUGGCCCAAGCUGGAGAAGUGGUUCUCUGGUAAACAGAGCAUUCUGAUGAGACUGAAUGCUGAGAUGUCGGAGGACAUGCUCUUUAGAAAAGUGGAAUCCAUCCUGUACCAGGCCAUGAUGCAGUCGGAAAAAGGUGAGGGAGUUGUUUUGGACAGUGGGAAGGCACCAGCGGUCUCAACUGCUCUCGUCCAGGUAACUCCGGUUGCGGUCCCAGCUCCCACUGAGUCCACCUCCACCCUCACCCAGGAGGGCCUGACUCCACCUGUGAAAUGCUCCAGCUCCAAGUCCAACUCUCGCUCCCCCAAAGGUUCACAGAGCAACAUUGAGAAGAACACAUCCGAAGGGAAAGAUGUCCAUCUUAAGCUGUCCAAGUCAGGAUCAGGAGGAGCCGUGGGGCAUUCUAGAAAGUUGUCCAUAGCCUCAUCCUUGGAGAAUUCUCAUGGUGUGAACACCAGCCCUACAGAGCCCCUAGCUCCCACCCCUGGUACUACACACUGGGUGUAUGUGGACGAGCCCCUUCCCAAGGAGAUACCAGAGUACCUGGUUCCAUACUGGGAGAAUGUGUGUAACUCCUAUGUGACUAACGUCAAGGCUGUGAUGCAGAACCUCCGCACAGAACGCAUCUUGAUCAUUCACCAUCUGUUUAACAUCAGAGAGGAGUUUAAGCAGUACCUCCGACGGCCCGACCUGAAGCAAGAGUUUGUGUCCCAGUGGCAGCAGAACUAUAACAGCAUCCCCAAGGACAUGAGAGAUGACGAGGAGACCAAGGCAGAGCUUCACCAGCGUCUGGAUGACCUGCGCGAGCGUCUGUGGGACAUCUGUGAUAAGCGUAAGGAAGAAGCGGGGCAGGAGCGGGCGGCGAUCAUGUGCGACGGCUGGCUAGAAGACCACACGGCGGUGCUCAUCAACCAUUUCUCCACACUAAUGCAGGUGGAAGUGGACCGAUUCCAGGACUCUCUACGUCUCCUGCGGGAUUACUACACAGGCAUGUACAAACAGGUGCUGUCUGAGGCGGGGCCAGAAUUCACCUGUAUUCCACUGCUAGACAUCGUGGCGCUGGAGGAGCCAGGAAACCAGACUGACAAAUCCAAGAGUUCUGAAAGAGUCACCAAGAGUGCUGGUAAAAGAGACUGUGAAGGAGACGAGAAGAAGAAAACCAAAGUUGUUCCACUGAUUCCCCGCAGACCUCCCUCUACCGAAGUGGCCUCUAUGAAACAGAAGGGCUUCCAGGACCCCGACGAGAAGCUGCUGCAUGACAUCUAUCAGACUGCUCUGACAGCCAUCAACAACAUGGUGUCAGUGGAGGCGGCUCAACGCGAGGCAGAGGAGAAUGAGGAGGCUCAGCAGCAGAUGGAUAGAGAACGGCUACAGAGAAUGUCCCAAGCCUCCGCCUCCACUGCAGCCGCCGCAGCCAACUCUGGCAAGGACAAGAAGAAAGCUGGCACCAAGAAGAAAGGCCCCCCCUCUCCUGCUCAGGAGCCCAGCCCACCCCCUGCCCCAGAGGAAGAUUCAGAGGAGGUCUGCAAGAGGGCCAUACGGAACAAAAUCAGACAGGAGUAUGCUGCAGCUCUCGACCAUGAAGACAGUGCAGUGAAGGUACGCGUGGAGCUGGUCAAGGCCUGUGCUCUGUGCAUGGUGAGGGUCCUGCACAGACAGGCAGAGCAGGCCUUCAGGACCAUGGAGGAGUGGCUGGGAGCCCGCUUCCUGUCUGAGAUGAACAGCAUUGACCAGCUGGCUGAGGUGGUGCGUCACCACAUCGAGUCGGCCGCCAAGCUCCAGAGUGAGCUGAUGCUGGUAUGCACAGACUUCUUCCUGAACGGGGACAUGCGGGUUGUUGUCAGCCCCCCUAACCCUCCCCGCCCCGCCCCUUUGGAGCUUCCCACAGACAGCACUCUCACCAUCCUUCAGUUGGAGGCCUUCUACCGCCAGCUACGCAAGGUGGCGCCCACAGGUGUGCAGUGCAGUACUGACUUCUGGGAGAUCCUGCAGGAGAUCACCUCUCUGAACAUGGGGACCAACGCUCUGCCAGACCCCUGGAUGCACAUCUCAGAGCCUCAGCUGGUGGAGCUGGUGUCGAUGCUAACCCAGAACACAGAGAUGCUGGACUGGCGUCAGUUCCUGCUGAGUGCCGCCCUCCCCUGGCCCACCCCUACUCUGCCUCAGCUGCUGCAAGUGUUGGCCCGCUUCAAGAUGGAGGACGCUGGGGCCACAGGGUCUUUGACUGAGGAGCAGUACUUAAAGGUUGAGCUGUGGUUCCCCAGUGAGCGGGCACUGUCCAUUCCCGAAGACCUGUCUGAGCCACUUCCUUACGAUCGCUUGGCUAAUCUACGGAAGUUUUUCUUCCUGCUUUUCGCCGACCCCGAUUGCUCGCCAGCUCGUGUCGACUACGUGACCAUGCUGCUGUACUUCGCCGCCCACCCUGACCCUAUGCAGGGCUUUGUCCGAGCUCUCAGUGUCGUCAUGGGACAGCCGCUUCGUCACCAGUCUAGCAGUAGACUUCUCAAGUCGGUGCCUUACAUGGAGGAGGGGCUGAGUGAGUCGACCGAGCUAGAGGAGGAGGUGGAGCCUCAGGGGGGGCCAAGAGGGGAGGAGGGGGUGUCCAUGCCUGCCCUCCUCCGAGUUAUCUGUCACGGGGGAGCCUGGGGGGCAUGCCAGAACCGCUUCCAUCCCAACUGGAAGAGUCCUGAUGAAUAUAAAGAGGACUUUGUGAAGGUCUACAGAGAACUGGGGUACAAGGUUGAGGACAAGAUUCCAUUCUCCAUCCUAUCCCAGCAUCCGGUCAUACAAGAUCUGAUCGAGGGCUCUGCUCAAUACCAACUCAUUGAUAUUCACCGAGCUCUGCAGGUCCAACAGAGCGAAGGGGAGCCUCUGUCUUUGAUGGUGUCUUAAGAUAAAUAUACCACGCAGUUAACUCUCACAAGCCAACCUGAGAUUCCCAUCCGCUUAGAAAUGCAGUUGAUUUAAAAAUAAUUCUGCAAAUUAUACAGUGCAUUAUAAAAUAAAAUAAUUAGAACUAAUUAUUUCAAAAUGUUAACCUUCAGUUUAUGAAUUUACAUGCCUCUUUCUUGAAGUGUUUCAUUAAAAUCACAAAAAUGAAGACUUU
This is a messenger RNA of Oncorhynchus mykiss (rainbow trout), 6288 nucleotides long. RefSeq names its product sperm flagellar and cilia associated 2 (gene spef2). Gene Ontology annotation, molecular function: protein binding. NCBI's taxonomy places the organism in Eukaryota, Metazoa, Chordata, Actinopteri, Salmoniformes, Salmonidae. Gene Ontology annotation, biological process: sperm axoneme assembly. Gene Ontology annotation, cellular component: sperm midpiece; manchette. The record is from RefSeq and is a predicted model, not a curated record.